Medioppia subpectinata is the source of this 1470-nucleotide messenger RNA. The record is from the annotation of a GenBank genome assembly. NCBI's taxonomy places the organism in Eukaryota, Metazoa, Arthropoda, Arachnida, Sarcoptiformes, Oppiidae.
AUAAUAAAUAUGGCGUAUGUAAAUUAAUAUAGUAAAUCGUACUUGGUUAUAUUUAACAAUAAAUACAGUAUAGACUGUGUAUUAAAUGUGUGCACAAGAAUUGAUGCGAUUGUGAAUUAUGUGAUUGAAUGCAUCGAUGAUGUGUUGAUUGAGCAAAGUUUUAUCUAAACUGAUAGUCGGAGUGCAUGUGUUGAGCAGUUGUCGUGUAUUUACGGUAUAAUAAAGCGAUUGCUCUGACCAUAGAAGGAGUGAAUGCACUCUCACUCUCACUCUCUAAUCAAUAAUUUAAUGUGUUUUAUAGCAUAAGUCAGUUGCGAGAGAGCGAGUGAGAGCUGUGACACACAUUUGAAGGAUUGCUCAAACAAUUCGUUGCGUUAUUCCUAUUGUCAUUUUAAACCUCAAAUGUUUGCGUUAUUUUAUCUUUCGGUUCAUUCAUUAUAAAUAAAUACAAUAAUUAGUGAAUAAUCUGCGAGAAUUAGCUGUGAAUAUAAAUAUUAUUAUGGAUUGAAUGGCAGACUAUUGAGAGACGGACUAUAAGUCAAUGAUCUCAUAGAGGAUGUGAACUACUCUAUGAGAGUCUGGAUUUGCCCUAAUAUACAGUAAUAAAGGCAUCGAUCAGAAAAUGGCGCUAUCUUUGCCCGGUUUACGCCCUAAACAACAGUUUAUAUACACUUUUCUGUUUACAAUUCUUCAGCUUCUAUGCAGAUGUUUAGUCCUAACCGAUAGAAAUAGAUAUUAUCACAUCUCAGCCCUAUGUAUGAGAGAACGUAUACAUCCAUUGCAUAAGAAAGUGGACGGCGCUGUCAUAACGAGCAAGUCUGAGGACAACCUCGACUGUACCAUCACUUUCCAAACCGAUACCAUUUUGCAGCGAUUUAUGCUUCGCUUUGAAAAGCUAGCGCUUGACUGCGACGACCACUUAUACAUCUAUGACGGCGCCCACGCUAUUGGCAAUCAUAAAGCCGAUUUGUCGUGCCGUAGCACUCGUACAGAAGUGGGCACAAUAUUCACCCAGGGCAGUUUUCUCACUCUCAAGUACAUCACCGAUCCCUACAGUAAAUCUGAGAAUGGAUUUCGACUUAUUAUCACUGCCUUCAAAGAAGCGCCGGUUCACUGUAGAGAUCACAAGUGCUUGAAUACGUUCUGCAUAUCGAGAGACCUGUCAUGCGAUGGUAUUAACCAUUGCGGAGACAAUAGCGAUGAGACGAGUCAUGCCUCGUGUACAGGUAUAUCAUCCAUCCGGAGGUAUUUGACGGCCAAAUCCUAGGACUAGAAGCGAAUACAUUUAUAGGGCUAAUAAUAACAGUGUUUAUAAUAUGUUCGGUUUGUGUGGUUUGUGUUGCCGUUUGUUUGUGUAAAAGAGACCGUUUAAUGCAAAGACAACAGCAGAGAAUAGCACUUCAUCCUCAGGGCUCACACCCAGCACUGGCUCAUCCACAGACAUAUUCAAGUUAGUCUUCAUAAGUUGGC